Oncorhynchus tshawytscha (Chinook salmon) is the source of this 2186-nucleotide messenger RNA. RefSeq lists its product as uncharacterized. Gene Ontology annotation, molecular function: deSUMOylase activity. The transcript is spliced from 11 exons. The coding region runs from base 236 to 2056 and encodes 606 amino acids. NCBI's taxonomy places the organism in Eukaryota, Metazoa, Chordata, Actinopteri, Salmoniformes, Salmonidae. The record is from RefSeq and is a predicted model, not a curated record. Gene Ontology annotation, biological process: protein desumoylation. Gene Ontology annotation, cellular component: nucleus.
AGCCAGUGCCGUGACGUAUUCAACGUGCGACCGCUUGCAUGAAAUCGACACAAUCAGUCGUGAUGUAUUUCGCUGGUCGUCCAGGAAAAGAGAGGAUACACGAAAAUUAUGUGGUCCAGGUAUCGGCUCAUUUGGUACGUCUAGCCGGUCGGCUGAGAAGGUAAAGAAUGGCAAAAUAGAAGGCAAUGGUCAGGUGUCUUGUUUUCCUUCCUCGGACCCAACUGAAGGCACUCAAAUGGGGAGCCAUACCCUGGAGACCAUGACCUAUUCGAGUCAUUCACACAAACGCUGGAAGCUCUCAGCCGUCCAAUCAAACACAAGGCUAGAGCUAUUAGUCCCUCACUCACUCAAGAGCAGGGAAAAGCACAAACUUCAAAUGGAGCCUUCCAUUGUCUCUGCUCCAUUCCUCCCUCGUGUAGCUAUUAGCAACCAUGGGCUUGAACCUGACUCUGAGUGCAUUGCUCCCACAGACAACACUCAAGUAAAUCUGAGAUCAGAUCUAAAGCAGAUCUCUGUGUCUCAUACCUGCUCUGACCUGCACCUGAGUCAGUCCCCCUCCAUGCACUCCCCUUGCCCUCCCUCCACAGUGCACAUCAAUAGACAGCCCUUGCCAGUCACACACGCCUCUUACCUCUGCUGCAGCCCUGUAGCACAGGUCCACGACCCAUCCCUAACCACAACCGCAGCCCCCAUUAGAUCCACAAACCAUAGACGACACCGGAAAAGAGGCAUAAAGAACAACAGAAAAGGAGUCUCUCCUGUCUCCAUGCGACUCAAGAGGCAGUCGCGGCGCCGGUGUAACAUCCAGUUCUGGUGGCAAGUGUGGAGGAAGUGGGGACACAGAAAGUGGUGGAGAGCCAGGUGUCUCCUCUGGUUCUCCACGAUCAGAGCUAAAAGACUGGCGGAAACCAGGAGGCGCCUGUCUAUUUUCAACACACAGAUGUCUUAUACAUACACUGGGGAAUUGGAGGAAAGUCAGAAAUGGCAGAAGAUACGCAAGGGAAAAGAAGUGGUCACUAUGGCCAUUGCAUGUGAUGGUCAAGGCCUGGACAGUGCAGAGGACAGCCAGGAAAAGGGGAGUUUGGAACAGAAGGCGUGUCCGUCUGUGGGCACAUCAGUGCUGUGUAGCAACCCUGUCAAGGAGGAGGACCAGGGCACAGUCAGAGCUAGGGAUACGGCCACCGCCACUAAACAGGACACGUUGGUGACAAAGCGAGCAGUGCCGUAUCCACCUCAGAGCCAGCGGGCGUCCACGGACUUCAGCUGGGAAGCAACAACGACGCUCAUCCAUGAGUUCCUUGACUGCUUCCAUGUGAAGUACGGAAGUUUCAUCCCAUUGAGCAAUAACGAUGUACUGAGGCACCUUAACAAGAAGCUGAACACUGACCUUACUAAGGGGAAGUAUUUAAUCUCUGUGGUAGUAAUGAAGUACCAGGCUGUCCUAGCGCAUAGAAUGAUGCCCGCUUUCCGGGUGGUCUACAACAAGCACACUCUGACACUGGAAGACUUGUCUACGCUGGACGAUCAGAACUGGCUCAAUGACCAGGUCAUGAAUAUGUAUGGAGAAUUAAUCAUGGAGUCUGCACAACACAAGGUCCAUUUCUUUAACAGCUUCUUCCACCGACAGCUCAUGACCAAAGGAUAUGAAGGGGUGAAGAGGUGGACCAGGAAGGUGGAUCUCUUCUCCAAGGCGCUGCUGCUGGUACCCAUCCACCUUGAGAUCCACUGGUGCCUGGUGACGGCCGACACCGCCAGCAAGAGGAUCCAUCUCUACGACUCCCAGGGCAUCGUGUUCAAGGAGGCUGCUGAGAAUGUUUUGAGGUACAUACAUACUGAAGCGAAGGAGAGGAAGCAAACUGCAUUUCAAAAUGGCUGGAAGAUGUAUAUCAACGAGAGAAUACCACAACAGACAAAUGAAAACGACUGUGGAGUUUUUGUGUUAGAGUACUGCAGGUGCCUUGCCUUGGGGAAACCGCUGCAAUUCUCCCAAGGGGACAUGCCGACUGUGCGAAAGAGAAUCUACAGAGAGCUCUGUGAAUGCAAGCUCCAGGACUGACAAAAUUGACCUUUCACCUUUUCACCUUCCUCACUCACCUCACCUGGGUCAUACUAAUUAGGGCACACUAUAGAAAAAUGUUUUGCAAUGGUAAAAAAAAAAAAGUAGAUAUUGCCAAGAAUCCUUGAGC